CACAAGGAAAAUAUUCAAAAUGGCCGCCUCCAUGAAGCUUUUGAUCGUUCACGGCUCCCAGAAGCACACUGUCGAUGUUUGUGUACCUGAAGAUGAAGAAAACCAAGUUGUCCGUGUAGAACAUCUGGCUCUGGCUGCAUGGAGGGUGACAGGGGUACCUGUACAGAACCAGAGACUUAUUUAUAAAGGUAAGUCCUUAAAGGAUCCUCAGAAGACACUUGAGGAGAUGGGUCUCAAGGAUGGUGUCAAGGUCAUGAUGAUUGGGAAAAAGCACAACCCUGAGGAAGAAGCAGAGUUGAAGAGUCUUGAGGAAGUGGACAAGGCUCAAGAAGCUGUGGAGAAGAAACUUACAGGGAUGUCUGAGGAACUGGAAGGAAUGGAGAAGGGAUUCCUGGAGGAACCUUUAAUAACUGAGGCAUUACCCAAGCUGGAGAAGAGAAUAGGACUGUCAACAGAAGAACUGAUGAAGAUGUUGGAAAGACUCGACUCAACAAUCAUUCAUGAAAGUCACAGUGAUGCAAAAAAGAAGAGGAAAAGUGUGGUACAGAGCAUUCAGGUUCUUCUGGACAGAUGUGACAGCUUAUUGACCAGAACAAGACAAGUCAAGACAAAGAGCACCCUAUAAUAGAUUUGCAUGGCCAUUAUUUAAAACUGUUGGUUUCAAUCUCGUAGUAGUGCUUGUUUCCAAUGUUCCAGAAUUCAAAAAGUAUGAGAAUGAUCAUGAUGCAUGUCAUCUACCUUAGUUAGAUUUAUACAUACACAUAUAGUUGUAAAGCAUAUGUAUAAAUCAGCUGCAUAUAUCUAACUAAGAAUAUCACUAUCUUAUACUCCUGUGGGAGUUCCUGACAAAGGAUUUAACUAAAUAUUAAAGAAGACAUGUUUGGAACAUAUCAGGAGAGGAUGAUAGACAAUACUGAUAUUUUUAAGUUUUCACAGUCACAGUCAGGUGGUCACCUUGGACAGGUUGCUUAAUGCUUACAUCAAUGGGGACAGAGAAAUAGAAAAAGUGGUCACCAUGGCCAGGUGGCCAGCUUGAAGAGAUGGUCACCAUGGCAGGUUUAACUGUAGU
Molecule: messenger RNA, 1069 nt
Organism: Branchiostoma belcheri (Belcher's lancelet)
Lineage: Eukaryota; Metazoa; Chordata; Leptocardii; Amphioxiformes; Branchiostomatidae
Product: BAG family molecular chaperone regulator 1-like
Exons: 7
Coding region: 20-625 (201 amino acids)
Biological process (GO): protein stabilization
Cellular component (GO): nucleus; membrane; cytoplasm
Molecular function (GO): protein-folding chaperone binding; adenyl-nucleotide exchange factor activity
Source: RefSeq, a predicted model, not a curated record